This is a messenger RNA of Octopus bimaculoides (California two-spot octopus), 552 nucleotides long. RefSeq lists its product as uncharacterized. Lineage: Eukaryota; Metazoa; Mollusca; Cephalopoda; Octopoda; Octopodidae. The record is from RefSeq and is a predicted model, not a curated record.
AUGCUCGAUCCACUUCUUUGUAGGAAUCAGAAUGGAUUUAGAAGGGGCCGGUCAACAACUGCUCAAAUCCUCUCCAUCCGUCGCAUACUGGAAGAAAUGAAAAUGUUUAACAAGAGUGUCACAGUCUGUUUUGUCGACUUUCGCAAAGCAUUUGAUUCCAUCAGCAGAGAUCUUAUGUUUAAAAUCCUUGCAAUAUAUGGUAUUCCUCCCAGGAUUGUUGAUGUUAUCAGAGGGAUGUACGCAAACACCACAACCACAGUUAUAUCUCCUGGUGGAGAGACUGAUUUCUUUGAAGUUGUAGCAGGUAUUCUGCGGGGUAACACACUCACUCCUUUCUCGUUCAUCACUAACUAUGUUCUACGCCUUUCCCUAGACGGUACGGAGGAAAAGGGACUCCUUCUGAAACCCCGCCAGAGUAGUCGGCAUUAUGCACAAUAUUUAACUGAUCUUGACUUUGUUGACGAUCUUGCUUUGAUAUUCCAUUGUAUUAAAGAUGCAGAAUAUUUGUUACAAGCACUGGAGAAAGCAGCAAACCAGGUCGGCCUUUACUGA